AUGGCCGCCAAGAUUCCCGCCAUUUGCCGCGACCGCGUCAGCCCCCGCGCCCAACAAACCCUCGACAUCGUAACCAAGUUCGUCAAGGAAGAAUGCCUACCGGCCGACCCCGUCCUCGAAGCCCAGCUCGGCCAGGGCUCCGGCCGCUGGGAGGCCCACCCGCCCAUCGUCGACGACCUUAAGCGCAAGGCCCGCGCCCUGGGCCUGUGGAACAUGUUCCUGCCCGCUGGCCACUACAAGGAGUCGCCAGGCUUCACGAACCUCGAGUAUGGCCUCAUGGCCGAGCAGCUGGGCAGGUCCCGCGUCGCCUCCGAGGCCGUCAACUGCGCCGCUCCUGACACGGGCAACAUGGAGGUCUUGGCCAAGUACGGCAACGAGGAGCAGAAGGCGAGGUGGCUGAAACCCUUGAUGGAGGGUGAGAUCAGGAGUGCCUUUCUCAUGACGGAGCCGCAGGUAGCCAGCAGUGAUGCGAGGAACAUUGAGAUGGACAUCCGGAGGGAGGGGAACGAGUAUGUGCUCAAUGGACAGAAAUGGUGGUCUUCCGGUGCAGGCGACCCCCGGUGCGCCAUCUACAUCGUCAUGGGCAAGUCGAGCCGCAACAACAAGGACCCCUACCGCCAGCAGUCUGUUGUUCUUGUGCCUGCCGACACACCCGGCAUUACCAUCCACCGCAUGUUGAGCGUCUACGGCUACGACGAUGCCCCGCAUGGCCACGGCCACAUCACCUUCAGCAACGUCCGCGUCCCUGUCGGUAACAUGGUGCUCGGCGAAGGCCGCGGUUUUGAGAUUAUCCAGGGACGCCUGGGACCCGGUCGUAUCCACCACUGCAUGCGUGCCAUCGGCGCUGCCGAACGCGCCCUCGACUGGAUGCUGAUGCGCAUCAACGACCCUCGCAAGACCACCUUUGGCAAGCAGCUGCGCGAGCACGGCGUGAUCCUUGAGUGGGUGGCCAAGUCGAGGCUCGAGAUCGACGCCGCCCGCCUUGUCGUCCUCAACGCCGCCAUCAAGAUGGACGAGCUGGGCCCCAAGGCCGCGCUGGCCGAGAUCGCCCAGGCCAAGGUCCUGGUCCCCUCCAUGGCUCUGACCGUCAUCGACCGCGCCGUCCAGGCCUUUGGCGGCGCCGGCGUCAGCCAGGACACCCCGCUCGCGAACAUGUGGGCCCAGAUCAGGACCCUCAGGCUCGCCGACGGGCCCGACGAGGUCCACCUGCAGCAGAUGGGCCGGAACGAGAACAAGAGAGGCAAGGAAGUCGCAGAGGAGAUUGAAAGGCAGAGGAAGCGGACAGAGGAGCUCCUGAAACAGUGGAAGGUCGAGAGGUCGGAGCCCGGGAGUGGCAUUACUAGAAAGGCCAAGCUGUGA
Messenger RNA from Pyricularia pennisetigena, 1359 nucleotides. RefSeq lists its product as uncharacterized. The transcript is spliced from 4 exons. Lineage: Eukaryota; Fungi; Ascomycota; Sordariomycetes; Magnaporthales; Pyriculariaceae. Gene Ontology annotation, molecular function: flavin adenine dinucleotide binding; oxidoreductase activity, acting on the CH-CH group of donors. The coding region runs from base 1 to 1359 and encodes 452 amino acids. The record is from RefSeq and is a predicted model, not a curated record.